Asparagus officinalis (garden asparagus) is the source of this 624-nucleotide messenger RNA. RefSeq lists its product as uncharacterized. NCBI's taxonomy places the organism in Eukaryota, Viridiplantae, Streptophyta, Magnoliopsida, Asparagales, Asparagaceae. Bases 1 to 624 code for a protein of 207 amino acids. The record is from RefSeq and is a predicted model, not a curated record. The transcript has a single exon.
AUGUCAAGAAGUUUGUUCAUUCGUAUUGUUGAUGCAGUGAAAGAUCAUGACCAUUACUUCCAACAACGAAGUGAUGGACUUGGUAGAAUGGGAUUAUCACCAUUACAGAAAGUAAUAGUUGUUUUCCGCAUGUUGGCAUACGGUCUACCAGCUGAUGCUACGGACGAAUACAUUAAAAUAGGUGAGUCAAUAGAAAUUGAAAGUAUGACAAGAUUUUGUCGUGCUAUGGUGGAGAUAUUCACAGAGCGGUAUCUACGAACACCUAACGCUAACGAUAUUGCUAGGCUACUCUAUAUUGGUAAAAAACGUGGUUUUCCAGGAAUGUUAGGAAGUCUUGAUUGUAUGCAUUGGAAAUGGAAAAAUUGUCCAACAGCAUGGUCUGGGCAAUACACAGAACGUAGUGGGUCACCAACUAUUAUCUUUGAAGCUGUGGCAAAUUAUGAUCUUUGGAUAUGGCACGCAUAUUUUGGUAUGCCAUACACCAAUAAUGAUAUCAAUGUGCUGGAGUCAUCUAAUCUUUUCUCUAACCUAGCUCAAGGUAUUGUUCCUCCCGCUUACUAUGUUAUUCAAGGAAAAGAGUAUAAUAUGGGUUAUUAUUUAGCUGAUGGUAUAUAUCCAAAAUAG